AUGCAUCGCGUGCCUCGGAGCUCGCGUACGCUCCUUUCGGCGCAAACACGGACACGAUGGUGCAGGUGCCAACCGCGGACGCAGCUCACCCUCGCGUUCCUCGCCCUCGUCGCGUUCUGUCUCCUGGACACCGCUUCUGCAGAUUGUUGGUAUGAAGAUGAGCGACAUGAGGAAGGCAUUGAAGUAGCCACAGCGGAACCAUGUUUGAACUGUACGUGCAGCAAAGGUGUCCUCUUGUGCUAUCUAAGAGUGUGCCCCAAAUUACCCAACCCACCACCUCCUGGAUGCAUUUUAUUACACAGAUAUAGAACGUGCUGUCCGGAAUUAAUAUGCCCAGAUCUUCCUAGUGGUGGCAACGCUUUGGAAGCUCGCUCAGAACCGGACGACAACAUGAGCAUUCCUUUCAAUUCGAAAAUUUUAGGAAAUGCUUGCAUAGUAAAUGGUACCAUAUAUGGUCCAGGUUCAGCGAUGGAUUCCUCCUCUCUAUGUGAAUAUUGUUAUUGUCUUGGAGGCAAACAAAUGUGCGUCAAACCGAAAUGCCUGCUCCCGGUGGAAGGAUGUACUCCAACCUAUGAAAAUACAAGCUGUUGCCCAGUUCACUACAACUGUACAGAUUUACAUCAAAUUACCAGUAGUACCACCAGUUCAACUACAACAACUCUAAAACCAACAGUUACACAACCAUACGGUUGUUUGGUAGAUGGAGUCUAUUAUCCAGAAGGAGGCAAAGUCGUUGGCGUAGGUCAUUCUAUUUGUGAUAAUUGUUAUUGUUUGAGAGGCAUGUUAAGGUGUGAGCCUCUUUCUUGUGCGCCCCCACUGUUAGGCUGCGUGCCAGUAAUAAGAACCGGAGAAUGUUGUGCGGCCAGCUAUAAUUGCAGUGGAACAAUUGAAAUUCAACCCGAACCCAAUUACGGUCAGUUCCCUACUGUAAGCAAAGAAUAUGCUAAACUGAGAAAAGAAGUCCAACAGUUGAAGCCCACUACUAUGAAUAGAAGAAACACCGUUACCGAAAACUCAAAUAUGCCUUAUUACGUUAUAGCCCAAACUUCAGAUUCAAUAAAUCUUCAGCAGAGGAGUCCUGCAUCAGUUGGUACUACGAGACAUUUUUCAGGACUUACGCCAAAGCCAUAUUAUUAUAGCCCUGUAGUGAAUAAAGAAAGUUUAGUUUCAUCGGAGAACAAACAUUCGACGAGGAGUUACGUGGAUAAUACCUAUCCUAGUCUUUAUUACGCCACAUCGAACUACGAAUUUCAAAAUAAAAACUAUAAGAAACCAUUUUCUACAACCACCAAACCUACUUCUGGUAUACCUACUACUGAUAGCAAAGACCAAAAGUUGAGGUCAUCAGAUUAUCUAGAUUUAAGUGAUGACAGUCUACUAAGCAUUGUUGAUUCGUUGUUGGACGUACGUUUGAACAGAAAAGUUGAAAAUGAGACCACAACUACUGAUGUUCCAACCACUGAAUCCACCAGUGAAUCAACUGAUACCACAACUGAUGACCAAUCAACAACACCAACAACAACAGACAUCUUGGAUGAGACUACAACUGAACCAGUAACAGAAUUAAAUGAAAUUAGUAAUUUUGUCCAGCCAGUUACAUUCAAAACAGUUACAAACACGACUGACUGCAUCGAUAACAACGAAACGCAUGUGAUUAAUGAACCAACAACUGUUCUGCCUGUGGAUGCCAAUGAAAUAAAUAAGCUUGCUGAAUUAAAAACUGUGGAUGGCUACACCACAACUGAUUUUUCUGCUGAAGUUACCACAGAGACAGAUGACAUCGCAGAAGUUGAUUUGGAAAGUAAAGUUAAGGUUUCAAGUGUUACGGUGAAGAGCUUAGGGAAAAUACCACCCGACGUUGAAGCUAUUCUUAAUAUUACUAAAAAUAAGGAUACUGAUUAUGACUAUGAUUACAAUGAGCCUUCCUUGCCACCAUCUUUGCCUAAUUUAAGAAUUAUACCGUUUGUAGCUGCGGACGCUUUGGACUCUAAGAAACAAAUAGCUGAAGAGAACAAUAUAUACCCCCAAGAAAGGAUUUCUGAUAAUUCGUUUAUUUAUUCGAAUUUAUUUUCUCCGCCAGCUGAAACAGAAGGAGGAUUUGUACCUAAGGAACCACCAAUAUUAGAGAAUUUUUACGAAAAUGCUGUUACUGUACCUUCAAUCACAAACCCACCAAAGUCCAAUAAUGAAUUGAAUUGUUUUGUGGAUAAUGGUAAAUUACCCCAUGGCCAAUCUAUACCCUCAGACUCCCCUUGUAAAACAUGCACAUGCUUUUAUGGAAAUAUUGUCUGUCAAAAAGCUGAAUGUCCCUUACCAAGACCAGGCUGCAGAAAAUCGACAGUACAAGAUUUAAAUACAUGUUGUCCAGCAUAUGUUUGUGAUGAUGAAGAAGCCCCUACAGUAGUUCUAGAUAGAGCAGAUGUCAACACCCAAACAAAAGUGGAAGUCGUAACCGUGGCUGAAGGAGUGGUGACCCCAGAUCCAUUUAGAGACGUCAUUAGAACAGAGCCCGCGCCCGAUUUACAAUCUUUAAUAGGUGAUAUGCCGUUCUUAAUAAGGAAAACUACCCCAAUGCCUCAAUUUCAAUCCACCACGCAAAAAUCCCAACCAACCACAACUCAAGAAGGGACUACCACUAAUGGCACUUCAGACGAUGAUUUUUCUCUAGACAAAGUUCUUCAGUUAUUGUUUUCCGCAGACAAAGAAGAAUCUAAGGAACCCUCUACAACAAUUGUAAUAUCACCGAUCAAAUCGACCACGCUUGCUCCAUCUACCAAACAAAGUGACAAUUAUAUGUUGACGACUACAGAAUACGCACCUAAAACAAAAACGAAGAAUAAAGCCUCGAAUUUAAACAGCGUAGAGCCUUCUCCAGGUGUGGGCCUGCUGAAACUAGCUGGUUGCAAUAUUUAUGGGCGGAUGUACAGGGUCGGACGAAUUAUUUCAGAAUUGUCGGGACCUUGUCGAGAAUGUAAAUGUACCGAAGUAGGAGUACAGUGCAGAGUAUUAAAAUGUUGAGUGAGAAUUGUGAUUUAAAUUAGAUUAGUCAGAGCUAUACCUACGCCCUGUUUCUGAUUUUUGAGAUCAGUCGUGGCUUUGAUCAAUGUUCAACAUUUUAAACUGAAGUCUACUAUUUUAACUUGCCAAAAGUAUUAGUUUUCCUGUCAUAAUAUAAAUAUGACUAAACGUAGACGUAAUUCAAAUAAAUGUCUUUUAAAAACAGAUCUCACAUCUAAGAACUAAGUAAAUUUAUUUCAGUUAAUUGAUCCUGACACAUAUAAAAAUAAUUAAUUUACUAAUCAAAACCCUGAUUUUAUUAAACUGGUUUAUUUUCAAAAGGAAUGAUAGAUAUUGUAUCAGGUGAUCAAUUGACUUUUUUGAUUUUAAUCUUAGAGGUCCUUAGGUAUCACAAUUGCAGAUUCAUACCUUUCAGUUUUGUGCCAUCAAAAAAACACACUCCUAGUAAAUGAAUAAUUUCAGAUAAAUAAUUCAUUUCAAUAGUACCAAGUUUCUUCAGAUUCCUAAAAAAUUACCGAUGAUAAUUUCAGUGAUAUGAUUGUUAUAGAGUAUUAUUAUAAUUUUUCAGAACUAUUUUAGAUAGAUUAGAUAUAUUUAUUGUGAGGAUACCUUAUAGCAAAGAUUUGCCAGUAGAGGCUAAUGACUAUUUUUAUUAUAUUAAUAUAUGUAAAUGUCAAUA
Messenger RNA from Aethina tumida (small hive beetle), 3697 nucleotides. RefSeq lists its product as uncharacterized. The transcript has 10 exons. Bases 1 to 3018 code for a protein of 1005 amino acids. The record is from RefSeq and is a predicted model, not a curated record. Gene Ontology annotation, molecular function: protein binding. Lineage: Eukaryota; Metazoa; Arthropoda; Insecta; Coleoptera; Nitidulidae.